CUGUUGUUGCAAUGUUGCAAAGAUAUUUCAAUCUUCCCAUUGGCAAUGUUAUUACUGCCGACCCACCAAUUGACGUUAGGGUCAACCGCAUCAUCCUUCACCAAACUGUUGCCGUACGUCCGAGUAUGACAUACAUUCCAAAACCACCAAAUCCUGGUCCUCUCAACCUUGGACCUCCUCCAUGCGACAUGAGU
Racocetra persica is the source of this 194-nucleotide messenger RNA. The record is from the annotation of a GenBank genome assembly. NCBI's taxonomy places the organism in Eukaryota, Fungi, Glomeromycota, Glomeromycetes, Diversisporales, Gigasporaceae.